Molecule: messenger RNA, 995 nt
Organism: Stereum hirsutum FP-91666 SS1
Lineage: Eukaryota; Fungi; Basidiomycota; Agaricomycetes; Russulales; Stereaceae
Product: 50S ribosomal subunit L30
Exons: 4
Coding region: 13-912 (299 amino acids)
Cellular component (GO): mitochondrial large ribosomal subunit
Molecular function (GO): structural constituent of ribosome
Source: RefSeq, a predicted model, not a curated record
CGGUGAGCUACUAUGUCCUCUCGCGGUCUUUUAUCUUCAUGUAGGCGACACACAACCGCGUCGUUCUACCGCGGUCUCGCCACGGAAGCACCCCUCUCCAGCUCUGCCUCUCCACCCCCUCCCUCCCCUAGCACCCGCCCACGCAAACCCCCAAAACCCACCCUCCACACAUCCCUAAUUCUGAACCGAUCCCCCCUGCUCACCAAAACACCCACGACAUUCGAACGCGCGUACUACGCCUACCAAGCCCGCAUCCAGCGCGCACUGCACAAUCCCUUCCCGUACGACUUUUAUUUCAAGCCCGGGUCGCUGCUCGAGUCGAAGUUCAAUUUACAAGAGCGGUAUCGCGAGCGGAGGAUGUUUGGUAGGGGGUUCGGUGCGGAUGGGAAGGAUGCGCCGGGAAGUGGGGUGUCGAAUGAGGAUGUGAGGAAGAUGGGGCAGGAGGAGGACGAGACGGUGUUGGGGAGGUGGCAUGAGGCGGAUGAGAAGGGGGAUGUGAAGAGUUUGGAUAGGUUUGGGCAGAGGAAUUUGUAUCUUGUUGUGAGGAGUAAGGGCCAACAAGACGGCAAGGAGGUUUGGAAGUUCCCGGAGGGAGAGAUGCGGCCUGGGGAGCUGUUGCAUGAGGCUGCGCAACGUGAUAUGGACGAGCAGCUUGGUGUCAACAUGGAUAGCUGGCUCGUCAGUCGAGUGCCCAUCGGCCUUUACGAGCGUUACUCCUCAACACCGUCCACGAACCCCCAGGCUCUUCACAAAACCUGCGUCUUCUUCUACAAAGCGCACAUCCUCUCCGGUCAAGUCCACCCGAAACCCGAGUUACAUUCCGAUUUCGCCUGGCUCGUGAAAGAGGAGAUCGAAAAGCGGGUAGAGGCAGAGUAUUGGACGGGUGUGAAGGAUAUGUUGUCCGACUUCUAGAGUCCGUCCGUUAGCCGUGCAUCGUCUUUUACAUAUCGCUAUUCCUGCCCUUUUCACCUAAUACAGUGCAAUAUUAUUGUUCC